Onychostruthus taczanowskii (white-rumped snowfinch) is the source of this 2761-nucleotide messenger RNA. RefSeq names its product nibrin (gene NBN). The coding region runs from base 340 to 2598 and encodes 752 amino acids. Gene Ontology annotation, molecular function: protein binding; damaged DNA binding. The transcript is spliced from 18 exons. The record is from RefSeq and is a predicted model, not a curated record. Lineage: Eukaryota; Metazoa; Chordata; Aves; Passeriformes; Passeridae. Gene Ontology annotation, biological process: mitotic G2 DNA damage checkpoint signaling; double-strand break repair via homologous recombination; telomere maintenance. Gene Ontology annotation, cellular component: Mre11 complex; nucleus.
GGAUCGUGGUGGCGGUGGAAGAUCCCGGGAUUUUCUCUCCCCAGCCCUGUCUUGUCCGGGUCGCCGGGGGCUGCCGGGCGGAGCUCCAGGAUGUGGAAACUGGUGCCCGCCUCGGGAAAAGAUGUUAAUCUUCAAGAAGAGCAAGGGAGCAAGAAAGAAAGAAAGAGGUUUUGUCUGUAAGCUAAAUGGAUAAUUCUAAUCAGAAUCACAGAAUUCAGAGUCACAGAAUAUUCUAAGCUGGAAGGAUCAUUGAGUCCAUUUCUUAAGUGAAUGGCACACAUGGGGAUAAAACCCACAACCUUGGCAUUGUUGGCAUCCUGCUCUGAGCAUAAAUGACGCAUGGCAAAGCUGAGAUUUAGAGAACCGUAUCGGCUUUUAAGCGGUGUAGAAUAUGUUGUUGGACGCAGAAACUGCACAAUUCUCCUUCAGGACGAUCAGUCUAUCAGUCGAAGUCACGCAGUUCUGACUGUAAGUCGGCCUGAAACAAGCCCUAGUCAGUGUCUCUCAGUACCUAUAUUAACAGUAAGAGAUACAUCCAAGUAUGGCACUUUUGUUAAUGGAUCAAAACUCAAUGGUGCUUCAGUGUCUUUGCAGUCAGGUGACAGAAUCAACUUUGGAGUCUUUGAGAGCAAGUUUAGAGUGGAAUAUGAACCUUUGGUUGUCUGCUCCUCGUGUUUAGAUGUAGCACAGAAAAAUGCUUUAAAUCAAGCCAUCCAGCAGCUUGGAGGCCUUGUAGUGAAUGAAUGGACAAAAGAAUGUACCCACCUUGUAAUGGUAUCAGUAAAAGUUACUGUUAAGACUAUAUGUGCUUUGAUUUGUGCUCGACCAAUUAUAAAACCGGAGUUUUUUUCUGAAUUAAUCAGAGCUAUUCAGUCCAGGCAACAGUUGCCAAAUCAUGAAAGCUUUUAUCCUCCAGUUGAUGAGCCUUCCAUUGGCAGUGAAAACUUGGAUUUAUCUGAGCAUCAAGAAAGGAAAAAAAUAUUCAGUGGAAAAACUUUUGUAUUUCUAUCUGCCAAGCAGCACAAGAAACUGGGUCCAGCAGUUGUUCUUGGAGGAGGGGAAGUAAAGUUGAUGACAGAAGGAAGAAAAGAAAUGCCUUUACUACUUUCUCCUGAAGUCUGUGUAGUUGAUGUGGGUUUGGCAAACUCUCAGCUCUCAGGAUCUGACUCUGUGACAAACUGGACUGAUUCCAUUCUGACUGACUUGGAAAGCAAGAAUCUUAGGGCUAUUCCAGAGGCAGAAAUUGGAUUGGCAGUUAUCUUCAUGUCUACAGAAAAAUACUGCAACCCUCAAAAGCAACCUGCUUCCAAAGCUGUAGCUGCAAGUUCUGCAUCGGCUGUCGUAGGCCGAGCCAUUUCCCAGAGUCCGGCUGUGGAUGAAGCCAUCAUGCCAACUGCUGCAGAUAGCAGCACCUUAUACAUACCUGAUACAGAAGAGCAGACAUGCAUGGAGAUAGAGAACACUUCCCAGGUGCAUAGACAAAGGAAAAUGGCUUUCCAGGAUACAGCUGGAAAGAAAAACAGUGGCACAAGUGGCAGUGUAAAUGCAGGACCAUCGAUACCUAGAGGAAACAGAACAUCUGGGUUCAGUCAAAGAAGUCAGCCUGUCUCACCAUCUAAAAUUCCAGAAGCUGGCAAACCUUGUGAGAGUGCUUCACGUCACCAGUCGAACUCAAUUAUGAAUUACUUCCAGGUUUCUAGAAAAAGGGAAAGAGCUGAAGAAGAAGAAACAUCUGUACCUAAAAUAGCAAAAUUGGAGGAAAGGUCAUCACCUCUUCCCAAGUGCACUGAUUCCACAACUUCAUUGAUCUGCAACAGUGAAGCAAAACAGCAUCAAAAGAAAAAUAACAUCCUUGAGCCAAACCCAAAUUUUGCAGAAGACAUGGGUAUAAAGUCUAUGAGGGAAAGUGUCAAACUAACAAGUGAUAGAACAGACACUAAAACCACUUCUAGUGAAAAUCAUGCACCAAAAAAGAGAAAGGAAUUAGAUGAUUUAUCUAAAGAUACAGAAGCACUAGAAAUUGUGUUUGGAAGUGGAGACAUAGACUGGGAAGAUCAAAUGGUAGAUCAUGACCAGGAAGCUCAAAGAAGUAAACGGAAAAAACAAUGUUUGGAAGCCAAAGGAAGCAGGAUUCCAGAAGUAAAUGUAAAUCAGCAAGAGGAGAAUAAAGUAUUGAAAGAAGAGGAUCUUGGAUCAGUUCUAACUUCAGAAAUGAAAAGUAAUAUCAAGCAAGAGUCUCCAGUCUUGAACCACAGCAAACUGCAAGAUGACUCCAGCAAUCUUCCUAGCAGGCUUCUGUUGACAGAGUUCAGAUCACUGGUUGUCAGCCAUCCAAGACAGAACAGUCAUCUGUCUGGAAAUACCAGCUAUGGGGGAAAGAAAAAUUUCAAAAUGUUCAAAAAGGUAGCUUACCCUGGGGCAGGACAACUUCCACACAUUAUUGGAGGAUCAGAUUUGAUUGCUCACCAUGCUAAAAAGAAUUCAGAGCUAGAAGACUGGUUAAGGCAAGAAAUAGAGGAACAGAACCGACAUGCAAGAGAAGAAUCACUUGCUGAUGAUCUCUUUAGAUAUGAUCCUAAUGUGAAAAGAAGAAGAUAAAUUGUGAUCUGGAUUUACAGUGUUUCUCUGGCAAAACCUGCUUUCUGUUCCUUAGGUUUCCUGGUUACAAUGUAUAUGAUGUUCCUAUAUAUGACCAUUUGAAUAUCUCUUACUGUAAUACAUGUUUUCUAAGUCUUGCUUUUAUUAAAAAAAGAGAAAAGUU